CAUCAUCAUCAUCAUCAUCAUCAUCUUCUUCUUCUUCUUCUUCUUUUGCUCCUCCUCUUCUCAAUAAAACUAGCUCUAUAUAACUAUCUAUCUGUCAUACAUAUAUAUAUAUAUAUAUACCAAAAGUUAUGGGAUUAACAUCAGUUAUGUGCCACCUUACAUCAUACUCAGAGAUGAUGAAAGCAAGGUGCUCUUCAUUGAUCUAUGGGAAUAAGAAGCCAAAAAGAAUUACUUCUACAAGCACAAUGGCGAGGCUGUUCGGCCCUUCAAACUUUGAAGAAUCUAAACUUAAGGUCUUGUUCGUUGGCAUCCAUGACAAGAAGAAUAAGAAUAAGAAGACCAGCAGUAGUAUUCUCCCAAGAACAUACACUCUCACUCACAGCGAUGUCACUUCUCAUCUCACCCUCGCCAUUUCCAACACCAUCCAUCACCCUCAGUUACAGGGAUGGUACCACUGGUUACAAAGAGAUGAAGUAGUAGCCGAAUGGAAAAAAGUCAGAGACAAAAUGUCACUGCAUGUACAUUGUCAUGUUAGCGGCGGUCACAUCCUCCUCGAACUCUUCGCCCCUCUUCGGUUUUACAUUUUCUCCAAAGAAUUACCUGUAGUUCUCAAGGCCUUCAUUCAUGGAGAUGAAAAUUUUUUUAGCACAUAUCCUGAGCUAGAACAUGCUCCAGUGUGGAUUCAUUUCCAUUCCAACAUACCGGAAUUCAAUCGUGUUGAACAUUGGGGUACUCUUCAAGAAGCAGCUACCAUUAAUUUGACGUGCUAA
This is a messenger RNA of Dioscorea cayenensis subsp. rotundata (Guinea yam), 770 nucleotides long. Its product is annotated as protein STAY-GREEN homolog, chloroplastic-like. The record is from RefSeq and is a predicted model, not a curated record. Bases 129 to 770 code for a protein of 213 amino acids. Lineage: Eukaryota; Viridiplantae; Streptophyta; Magnoliopsida; Dioscoreales; Dioscoreaceae. The transcript is spliced from 3 exons.